AUGGGCGAGAUCAUGGAAUCGCGCUUUCAGGGGCCGAUCAGGCCACCACUGGCGAUGCCCUCUGCGCCGGGAACACCGGGGACACCGGGGACACCGGGGACGCCAUCGACACCUACUGGCACCAAUCCGUCACCCGUCCGGCCGAAGCUCUACCGUCGCCAGUCUCGCUUCACGGAAGAGCCCAUGACGGAGAGGACGCCUGCCUGCUCAGCGUCGAUCCACUCCUUUGAUCCCUCCGCCCUUGACGACUCAAACGUCAAUACUCUCACACACACAAACACCGUUCAGCAAUUCCGCACCGCGAACAGGACCGUCAGUCGAGACCUAAGCCACAGGAGCAGCAACCUCAGACGUGACCUGAACAGCUUCUCCUUUGGAGGAGCACCAGCAACCCCCGUCCUACAAGAGGAGUCCCCAACAGCAAUAUCAAGAACGGGGACUCUCGACCCCCCACCGCAACCCCUAUCCUCCCCAACUACAGCAGAGAUCCCACCACCAUCUGGCCCUCUUCCACUACAUCAAUCAGCAGGCCUAUCCCCUGAAGAGAAAAGACGGGUUUGGCUCCGGUUAGCAAACUCGGUAUUGCACUCCGCGCCGACGUUGGUGCUGCUGUAUAUAAUGUCCACCUCCAUCUCGGCGUUCAGAUCGACCGCCAAAUUCUCCUCCCCGGGCAUAACCCUUCUCUCAAUCCUCUACCUCGACGCAAUCCUCAACAUCAUCACCUGCUUCCGCAUCCGCUCCCCCUGGCCAAGAUGGCGGUUAUCCCUCCGCUUUCUUUUCGGGCUAGGGUACAUGAUCCUCUUUUUCGUGUACAUCGGUCUCGGAAAUGAGGUUCUCCCGAAGGGGUAUACCUACUGGAACGUGCCAGACAAAAUGGCUACACCGCUGGUGUAUAUCUUUCUCUGGUGGUUAGCCGCGUGGGAUCUGGCCCACCUGCCGGUGUGCAGACCGGAGCUGUUUAGCUGUGCUAGGAAACGGGAGGGACAGCAGGAAGGGAGGAGACCGAGUGUUGCCUUGUCGGAAUUGCACCCUACCAGCUUCCGGGCUAGGGUCCCGAGUAGUGUUGGGGGGGAGAGCGUGGUGAGUUAUACCUGGAGGAGGUGGGUGCAACGGACCAGGACGCAUAGCACGGGGGGUGUUCACUUUCAUGAGAUGGGACAUAAUGAUGUGGAGAUGGGACCUACCAGGACGAGGACGAGGGAGGGGGAUGUCAUUGGUGAGGGGGAGAGUAUUAGUGGGAGGAGGUCGGAGUCGAUGAGGACGGGGACCGCGCAUAGUGGGGAGGUUACACUAAGGGGGGAUGAGUUUGAGAGGAGGAGUGGGGAGAAGGAGAAGGAGGCUGAAGCUGGUGGCGCUGGGAAGAGAGGAGAGGAAGGCGGGCGGCUGGAGGAAAGCCCGAAGACGGUGAGGGCUGCUGAUGUUGGUCAAUGAGGUCGUUUCUUGUGGGGAGGUGCUGGUUGUGGUUGGGUUUUGCUAGGUCUCGGAGCUGGAACGGUGAUAAGGUCUCGAGUAUCAUGACCUGCGGCUUCAUCGGACCUGUUGGGGAUCUACCAUCAAAUCAGCCUUCAUCAGCCUCCUCAAGAGCGACACAAGGGGUAUUUCUUUCGGAGUUGGAACAUUUGGCAUAGCGUUGUUGUUGUUUGUUUGUUGGCUUGGGCAAGCGGCGUGGGUUUGAACGGAAGAGAUGAAAGACGAUCACGAGGUCAAGAAAGACAUGCAUUUCAUACACGAUCAUUAUCAUCAUCACGAUACCCCCCUUUUUUUAUAUCUCGAACACCCCUUCAUUUCCACAAAAAGUAUAUAAAGUGCAUAGCAUGUAAUUAUCAUAAUAGCCCACUACACCUCUACUUGUAAUCAUCUAACCCUAGUAUAAUUUCCACUCCUCUACAUAGGUCGUAUGAGUAACUCUUGAAACGUUAGCAGUGUAGUACACGAAUAUGUUUGCACGUGCAAAAUGACAGUUUCAUAAGUCAAUCACGCAGCUUUGGGGCCGGAGAUUCUCGUGGUCAGCAGCCAUUGGUGUAACAUUUGUUCAAAUCUUCAGCCCAGGUCAGAGUUGAGGCUAGCCCACGCCGUCGGCGAGUGUAGAUCUUGGUAGAAAAUUGGUCUCUUUGUGGAUAUCUCAUCUCAUUGGCAAACUGCCGUCUGGGCUGUGAAGUGCGGUUACGCAAUUCAUCGGUGAUAGCAAACGUGAUGUUCGGUGGAACCUCGUGUUGAGGGCAGCUCCCAAGCACUUUGGGCUGCGUCUCUUCUUGGCGGUGCACCGCCGCAGGAAGAAGCCCAGGGACGGCGAAAACUUGCC
Messenger RNA from Podospora pseudocomata, 2302 nucleotides. RefSeq lists its product as uncharacterized. The transcript is spliced from 2 exons. The record is from RefSeq and is a predicted model, not a curated record. NCBI's taxonomy places the organism in Eukaryota, Fungi, Ascomycota, Sordariomycetes, Sordariales, Podosporaceae. The coding region runs from base 1 to 1431 and encodes 476 amino acids.